Molecule: messenger RNA, 1738 nt
Organism: Euleptes europaea (tarantolino)
Lineage: Eukaryota; Metazoa; Chordata; Lepidosauria; Squamata; Sphaerodactylidae
Gene: ATP6V1H
Product: ATPase H+ transporting V1 subunit H
Exons: 13
Coding region: 22-1452 (476 amino acids)
Biological process (GO): proton transmembrane transport
Cellular component (GO): lysosomal membrane; vacuolar proton-transporting V-type ATPase, V1 domain
Molecular function (GO): proton-transporting ATPase activity, rotational mechanism
Source: RefSeq, a predicted model, not a curated record
AGGCUCUGAAUCAAGAUCAAAAUGGAUAUCCGGGGAGCUGUGGAUGCUGCUGUCCCCACCAACAUUGUUGCUGCUAAAGCUGCUGAGGUUCGGGCUAACAAAGUCAUUUGGCAGUCGUAUCUCCAGGGGCAGAUGAUUUCAGCUGAUGACUGUGACUUUAUUCAAAAAUUUGAAAAGAAAAGAAGCCCAGAAGAGAAACAGGAGUUGCUACAAACCGAAGGCCACCAGUGCGCUAAAACAUUCAUAAACCUGAUGACUCAUAUCUCCAAGGAACAGACAGUUCAGUACAUUUUAACUAUGGUUGAUGAUAUGCUGCAGGAAAAUCACCAGCGUGUUAGUAUUUUCUUUGACUAUGCAAAACGAGGCAAGAACACUGCCUGGUCCUACUUUCUGCCGAUGUUGAACCGUCAAGAUCUUUUCACUGUGCAUAUGGCAGCCAGAAUUAUUGCUAAACUGGCAGCUUGGGGAAGAGAACUUAUGGAAGGCAGUGACUUGAACUACUACUUCAAUUGGAUUAAAACCCAGCUGAGUUCACAGAAACUACGUGGUAUUGGAAGUGCUAAUGAAACUGGAACUGAUAGUUCACAAUAUGUGCAGUGUGUCGCUGGAUGUCUGCAGCUGAUGCUGAGGGUCAAUGAAUAUCGUUUUGCUUGGGUGGAAUCUGAUGGGGUGAAUUGUAUCAUGGGCGUGCUGAGUAACAAAUGUGGCUUCCAGCUCCAGUAUCAGAUGAUUUUCUCUGUCUGGCUGUUGGCAUUUAGUCCUCAAAUGUGCGAAUAUUUGCGGCGUUAUAAUAUUGUCCCAGUCUUGUCAGACAUUCUUCAGGAGUCUGUGAAAGAAAAAGUAACCAGGAUCAUCCUUGCAGCAUUCCGGAAUCUUCUAGAAAAGUCUACUGAAAGAGAAACCCGCCAAGAGUACGCUCUUGCUAUGAUCCAGUGCAAAGUUCUAAAGCAGCUGGAGAACUUGGAGCAACAGAAAUAUGAUGAUGAAGACAUAAGUGAGGAUAUCAAGUUUCUACUGGAGAAACUUGGGGAGAGUGUCCAGGACCUCAGCUCAUUUGAUGAGUACAGUUCGGAGCUUAAGUCGGGAAGACUAGAGUGGAGUCCUGUGCACAAAUCGGAGAAAUUCUGGCGAGAGAAUGCUGCAAGAUUAAAUGAAAAGAACUAUGAGCUAUUGAAAAUUCUGACAAAGCUCUUGGAGGUAUCGGAUGACCCUCAGGUCCUGGCUGUAGCUGCUCACGAUGUGGGAGAAUAUGUCCGACACUAUCCUCGAGGGAAACGAGUGAUUGAGCAGCUCGGUGGAAAACAGCUCGUAAUGAACCACAUGCAUCACGAAGACCAGCAGGUGCGCUAUAAUGCGUUGCUUGCUGUGCAGAAGCUGAUGGUCCACAACUGGGAAUAUCUUGGGAAGCAGCUACAGUCAGAACAACCUCAAACCGCCACAGCACGGAGCUGAACCUUUCCAUCUGCAUGCUGCGACUCUGUCCUUUGCUGGGUGUUCCUGCAGUAACUACAAAGCUAUCUUGAACUACAAGUGAGAAAAUGAUGUGGUUGCAGUCCUCACAACCUGUUCUGCUGUUGUAUAGGUUUCUUCCCAAUCAUUCUUCCAAUACAGUUGACUGGAAUCAAGCAGUGUGUCUAGAGAACAGUGUGCUAUCUGGUGUCUUUCUGUAUUAUGAAAAUAACUCCCAAAAUAUAGCUGAUAUAUGUGCUACUUUAUUUUAUGUAUUUAUUGUGUCCAA